Molecule: messenger RNA, 1350 nt
Organism: Stylonychia lemnae
Lineage: Eukaryota; Ciliophora; Spirotrichea; Sporadotrichida; Oxytrichidae
Source: the annotation of a GenBank genome assembly
AUGAAACAGGAUGGAGGUUCAUUGGAUUAUUAUGAUUACACGUAUUUAACAACUAACUCUAAGAAUUCUAGAGCUCACUCCACAUCCUAUUUAAAAGUUAACGAUAGAUUUUUUAUUUAAGGAGAAUUUGAUAUUAAUCCAGAUCUAUCUUUAACCACUAGAGAAAUUUUACUUUUAUAGGUCGGCUAUGAUGGAUCUAUAAAAAAUCCUGAAUCAAAUUAUUUGAGAAAUUUCCGUGAAAAUUAUGACUAUAAAGUUGACCAAUAUGAUAUAUAGUGGAAUUCAAGACCCAUUUUUUAUUAGUUACUAAUACUUAUAAAAGCAAACACUAAACCUGAGGUUCCAAAAUAUUUGAUAAUGAAUGUCUAAAAAGAUAACUAUUUAGCCUUUGAAUAUCGCAAUGAAGACGCCAAAUUUUAUAAUUCACUGAUUCUAAAAGAUGGAAACAAUGCAAUUGGAAUGAUGAAAAUUAUUGAUUAAUAUUACUUCUUUCAGUUUGAUUUCAAAACUGGGUAAUGCAAGUUAACUUCUUUUAAUGAAUAUGAUUUUAAAGAAGUUAAAAUGAUAUAAUACAAUAAUAAACCUGCAUUUCUUUCAGAUUUGGUAAAAUUAUAAGUAUUCUCCUCAGGAUAUGCUGUAAAGGACUAUGAGUUUCAUUCAACCGAUAUUACUAAAUCUUUUAUUCGCUCUGGCUUUAUCUUUGAGCAUACUCAAACAAAUCAAAAUUGUUAUGAAUCUUUUGCAACUUAGAAUACUUUGUCCAUAAUCGAGACUACUAAGAUUGGAUAAUUAUAGUUGGAAGGAGAUUUAGCCAAUUCUUCAAUUUGUUAAAUUGACAAGUUGAAUAAUAAUAAAUGUGAAAUAAUCUACAAUGGAUAACAGUCAACAAACCAAAUUACUUUAUUAAACUAGAUGAUUGAUCCACUUGAAAAGGAGUUUUAUUUAUUGACAUUUUAAAAAAAUUCAGAUUUUGAAGGAACAAUAAAGAUCUAUUGUAGCGUGAUCCAGCGGUAAUAAUAAACUAAGAUGCUAUAUUCAAAUAAUGAGAAUCUAGUUCUUGUGGGUAUUAUGUCAUAGUACUUAUUGAAAGGAGUCACAAAGAUGUAAUUAGAUUUGAAUCCGAAUCGAAAAAUUUACAUAUAUAUACAACUAACACAGAGAAAAUAUCAAAUUAAGGAGUAGAAAUUACUUUCAGGUUUUCAAAUAGCACAGCAAAACUAUAUGAAAUAAAAGCAUUUGUUCUUAUAAUUGGAUGCAAACUCUCUGAAUUAAAGCGCAUUAACCCUGGAUAAUUCGUAUACAUUCUUGGUUCAGUUAAAAAUAAUGAGAUAUAGAUAUAAAAAUGGAUGA